UCAGGUCUUGGACAAGCCAACAUCUAUCAUGCCUUGAUUAUAAUUUUCCUUGAAUUUUUUGCAUGGGGUCUGCUAACUUCUCCCAUUAUCAGUGUCUUGAACGACACAUUUCCGAAACAUACAUUCCUGUUUAAUGGUCUCAUCCAGGGAGUGAAGGGUUUACUGUCCUUUCUGAGUGCUCCUUUGAUUGGGGCUUUGUCUGAUGUAUGGGGCCGUAAACCCUUCCUCCUUCUUACAGUGGCUUUCACCUGUGCACCAAUACCUUUAAUGAGACUCAGUCCGUGGUGGUAUUUUGCCAUGCUGUCAAUAUCAGGGGUGUUCUCUGUGACAUUCAGUGUGGUGUUUGCCUAUGUUGCUGAUGUGACCACUGAGGAUGAAAGAAGCUCAGCAUAUGGUCUGGUUUCAGCUACCUUUGCUGCAAGUCUAGUCACAAGCCCAGCCAUCGGAGCAUUCCUACAGGACAUGUACAGUGAGAAUGUGGUUAUCUGGUUGGCGGCCUCAAUAGCCAUAUUGGAUGUUCUUUUCAUUAUGGUCGCGGUUCCAGAAUCAUUACCAGAAAAACUCAGACCAGCAAGUUGGGGCUCCCAGAUCUCAUGGGAGAAAGCAGAUCCAUUUGGGGCUCUAAAGAAAGUCGGUCAGGAUAUUCUUAUUCUUCUGUUGUGCAUUACAGUAUUCCUUUCCUACCUGCCAGAGGCUGGAGAGUAUUCAUCUAUAUUUGUAUAUUUAAGAUUGUUGAUGGGCUUUUCAAAGGAAGAAGUUGCAUCUUACAUUGCUGUUGUAGGUGUCUUGUCAGUACUAGCACAGACUUUGAUUUUGGCUGUGUUGAUGAAAUACAUUGGGCAUAAACAGACAAUCAUGUUUGGCCUUGUCUUUGAGAUCAUACAGUUGACAUGUUUUGGUUUUGCAUCGCAGCACUGGAUCAUCUGGUUUGCUGGAACCAUGGCUGCCAUGUCUAGUAUAGCUUACCCGUCCAUAAGCUCCUUUGUGUCAGCUCAUGCCAGUCCCGACCAGCAAGGUGUUGCUCAAGGUAUAGUAACAGGCAUUCGAGGACUUUGUAAUGGACUAGGCCCAGCUCUGUUUGGUUUCAUAUUUUACCUGUUUAACAUUGACUUGAAUGAGAAAGCUGCGCUGCAACCAGUAGUAAACAAACUUGACAAUCAGUCCCAUCUUUCUGCCUACAAUGCUCUGCAGAUUGUGGUGCCUGGUCCUCCAUUUGCAUUUGGUGCUGUACUAGUCAUUAUGGCUUUACUGGUGGCUGUCUUCAUGCCAGAGAAUCCACAUUGCGGUGUGGCAAAAAAGCAGAAGUUAGCAGCCAUGGCCUCUUUUGAACUUCAGGAAGAAGCUGCUGGAAGCAAGAAGCAUGAAGCUGAGCCUCUAAUAGCGGAGACUGAUGUAGAGUUAUAG
This is a messenger RNA of Candidula unifasciata, 1404 nucleotides long. The record is from the annotation of a GenBank genome assembly. Lineage: Eukaryota; Metazoa; Mollusca; Gastropoda; Stylommatophora; Geomitridae.